CCGCGCCGCCAUUUGGUGCCCGCCGGCAUGGAGGCGCUGUUCCGGCUGCCCUUCGCCGUUCUCGAGUGCCCCAACAUCAAGCUGAAGCGGCCGGGCUGGGUGCACAUGCCCUCGGCCAUGACGGUGUACGCGCUGGUGGUGGUCUCCUACUUCCUCAUCACCGGAGGGAUCAUCUAUGACGUGAUCGUGGAGCCCCCCAGCGUGGGGUCGAUGACGGACGAGCACGGGCACCAGAGGCCGGUGGCCUUCCUGGCGUACAGAGUAAAUGGACAAUAUAUUAUGGAAGGGCUUGCAUCUAGCUUCCUCUUCACAAUGGGUGGUUUAGGAUUCAUAAUUCUGGAUCGAUCCAAUGCACCAAACAUCCCCAAGCUGAACAGGUUUCUCCUGCUCUUCAUUGGAUUUGUCAGCGUGCUUUUGAGCUUCUUCAUGGCCAGAGUUUUCAUGAGGAUGAAAUUACCGGGUUACUUGAUGGGUUAGUACCUCUUGCAACAUGUGAAAGCCCAAGCUGAAUUUAUUCCUCGUCAUGAAGUGUUUAAGAAGCAGCAAGAAACAAAUUCCAUUGUCACUAUCAACAGGAAAGAGACCUGAACAUGAGAAGCAAGUGAGAAAAGAGUGCUCUCUCUGCAAACAAACUUUCAGUACCAAUGGCUGAUUUAUAAUUUUAAAACAGCAGUUUGUCAUUGCUGUUCUAGAGCUUUUGAAAAAAGAAAGUUAGCUAUUUUUUUUUAAAUCUGACUUGGUGUGAAAUUGAGAACCUGUCCUUAGCCAUACCCUGAAAUGAGAAUUAGCCAUUGGUUUGACAGUUCGUUAUUGCAAGGUCUGGCCCCUCUUCCCUGUGCGGGAGGAUUAUGUGUGUGAAUUGGAGAAGAAACACCUGAAACAUUUCUUUCCAAGUUAAAAUUAGAAAGUAAGUAAGUUCGGAUGCUUUACAGUCUGAAUUAAUGUGUCUGAAAUGAUUUCAGAGACACCUUUUGCCUUGUUGUUAAUGGCUCUAUAUGAGCAAAUCCAUAUGUGCAACGGGAGGGGCAAACCGUAUGAAUGUGCAUUUGUUUUUGAAAAAAUGUAUGAAAAGAACCAAAUAAAACUUGUUUUCUAUAAAUUUG
Messenger RNA from Oxyura jamaicensis (ruddy duck), 1103 nucleotides. RefSeq names its product oligosaccharyltransferase complex non-catalytic subunit (gene OSTC). The transcript is spliced from 4 exons. NCBI's taxonomy places the organism in Eukaryota, Metazoa, Chordata, Aves, Anseriformes, Anatidae. The coding region runs from base 28 to 477 and encodes 149 amino acids. Gene Ontology annotation, cellular component: oligosaccharyltransferase complex. The record is from RefSeq and is a predicted model, not a curated record.